Messenger RNA from Thermothielavioides terrestris NRRL 8126, 1203 nucleotides. Its product is annotated as SIR2 family histone deacetylase-like protein. The transcript has a single exon. Bases 1 to 1203 code for a protein of 400 amino acids. The record is from RefSeq and is a predicted model, not a curated record. Gene Ontology annotation, molecular function: NAD+ binding. Lineage: Eukaryota; Fungi; Ascomycota; Sordariomycetes; Sordariales; Chaetomiaceae.
AUGAACAAGCCGCUCAUGCGCAUUCCCUACACGGAGCUGUUCCCUCCUCCCGCGACGAUCCCCCACACAGCCCGCUCCCUGCCCGGCGCCGUAGCAGCCCUGCAGGAGUUCUUCCACGCCCCGCCGCCGCGGGACCUGCCCCGGUCGACCGUCGUGCUCACCGGCGCGGGCCUCUCGGUGGCGAGCGGCCUGGCCGACUACCGCGGCGCCAACGGCACCUACCGCGUCAACAAGACGUACCGCCCCAUCUACUACCACGAGUUCCUGGCCAGCCACGAGGCCCGCAAGCGCUACUGGGCCCGGAGCUUCCUGGGCUGGACGACGCUGCGCAGCGCGGCGCCCAACGCCGGCCACUACGCCGUGCGCGACCUCGGCCGCCUCGGCCUCGUGUCGCGCGUCAUCACCCAGAACGUGGACUCGUUCCACCCGCGCGCGCACCCCGACAUCCCGACGCUCGAGCUGCACGGCUACCUGCGGUCGACCGUGUGCACCUCGUGCUGGAACGAGUUCCCCCGGGAUGUGUUCCAGGGCGAGCUGGCAAGGCUGAACCCGGUGUGGGACGCGUUCCUGCGCGAGGCGAUCGCCAGCGGCGCGCUCGCGACGGAGGACCCGCAUGAGAAGCGCGCGCGGGGCAUCCGGCUGAACCCGGACGGCGACGUCGAGCUGCCGGAGGCGCCGUACACGACGUUCCGGUACCCCGCGUGUCCGAAAUGCCUGAGCAGUCCGCCGAUGCUGGCCGAUGGGAGAAGGGGGACGGUUGAGGUCGACGGCGACGGGGCCUGGAGUCCGACGAGCAACGCCGGAAUUCUCAAGCCCGCGGUGGUCAUGUUCGGCGAGAGCAUUGCGAACGGGGUCAAGCAGGCUGCGGAAGACGCCAUCGACGGCGCUGGGAGGCUCUUGGUGCUCGCCACGUCUUUGGCGACGUAUUCCGCGUGGAGGCUGGCAAAGCGUGCAAAAGAUAGGGGGAUGCCGAUCGCUAUUGUAAAUAUCGGCGGCGUCCGGGGCGAGGAUGCCUUCUUUGCAGACUUGGACCCCAGCCAGAAAGGAGGCCAGGGGGUGAGAGUGGAGAUGUCCACCGACAGCUUACUGCCGGCUGUGGUCCACGAGCUGCGACAGCCCGCGUUCCGCAGCGCGCCCGCUCUGGCUGAUACUUCGUCACCCGACCGGAACGAGGCGGCAGUUUUUAAGAACAUGUUACAAUAG